AUGAUGUCGGACGAUAUCCUUGCUGCUGAUGUUGCCAGCAAACGGAAUUUUACUGGUGAUCCUGCAAUUGAUGCGAAACAGCCUAUCUAUGGAGUAAUCAGUUUUGAACAAACGUCACGGGGUGUCCACAUCACAGGCCGUAUUGAUGGUUUAGGACAAGGGACUUUACACGGGUUUCAUAUUCACGAGUUCGGUGAUGUUAGUUCGGGUUGCACAACUACUGGCGCACAUUUUAAUCCGUUCAAUCGUACUCAUGGUGGUCUCAAUGACGUUGAAAAACAUCUAGGUGAUUUGGGAAAUGUAACAGCAGAUGCUAAUGGCGUAGUUCAUCUCGACAUACUCGAUCCAAUGAUGUCUCUUUACGGUGACCACUCAAUUGUUGGACGUGCUAUUGUUAUUCAUGCGAUGCCCGACGAUCUAGGUCGUGGAGGGAAUAAGGAAUCAUUGAAGACGGGAAAUUCAGGCGCGAGACUCGCUUGUGGUAUCAUCGGAUUUACAAAACCUUAA
This is a messenger RNA of Rotaria sp. Silwood1, 507 nucleotides long. Lineage: Eukaryota; Metazoa; Rotifera; Eurotatoria; Philodinida; Philodinidae. The record is from the annotation of a GenBank genome assembly.